AUGGCGUUGGCCCACGGCGUCGUGACGGCAGAGCUCGAGCGGCCGUUGCUUGCGAACGAUCGGCAGGCCUCGAAUCCGCGGGAGGGUCUUACCUCCGCCCAAGCCGCUGCGCUUCUGCAGGAGUUUGGUCGAAAUGAGAUCGUCGAAGAGAAGGAGUCCAUGCUCUACAUGUUCACCAAGCA
Emiliania huxleyi CCMP1516 is the source of this 182-nucleotide messenger RNA. RefSeq lists its product as hypothetical. Lineage: Eukaryota; Haptophyta; Isochrysidales; Noelaerhabdaceae. The record is from RefSeq and is a predicted model, not a curated record. The transcript is spliced from 2 exons. The annotation marks the transcript as partial.